Molecule: messenger RNA, 2829 nt
Organism: Gasterosteus aculeatus aculeatus (three-spined stickleback)
Lineage: Eukaryota; Metazoa; Chordata; Actinopteri; Perciformes; Gasterosteidae
Gene: bcl7a
Product: BAF chromatin remodeling complex subunit BCL7A
Source: RefSeq, a predicted model, not a curated record
CGCAGUAGCUCCUCUGUGCGCUCUACUGUUUGCAUUGUGUCUGAACUGCCGGCGAGCUUUAAAAAAAUAUAUUAAACCCACCGCGGCAAUGUCGGGCAGGUCGGUGCGCGCGGAGACCCGGAGCAGGGCGAAAGAUGACAUCAAGAGGGUCAUGGCCGCUAUUGAGAAAGUACGGAAAUGGGAGAAGAAGUGGGUGACGGUGGGGGACACGUCCCUCCGCAUCUACAAGUGGGUCCCGGUGACGGAGCCCAAAUCAGACGACCAGAAGAACAAAAACAAGAAGAAGGGCAAAGAUGAGAAAUACGGCUCCGAGCUGACGACCCCGGAGAACAGCUCGUCUCCGGGGAUGAUGGACAUGCACGAUGACAACAGCAACCAGAGCUCCAUCGCCGACUCGUCCCCGGUGAAACAGGAGAACAGUUGUAGCACCAGCCCGGCGCCGGAGCCCGCCGCCACGUCUCACCGCGACAGCAGCGAGGCCAAGGCCGAGCAGAGCCCCCCCGACAGCAAGCGCGGUAAGACCCCCCCCUCAUCAGAGACCUCAGAGAGAGCCCCGAGCGCCAAGAGAGACGGUGUGUCCUCGGGGGAAAAGGACUCCACGGACAGCAAAGCCACUCAGGACUUGGAGGAGGAGGCCCCGCCCACCAAGAAGAGCAAAGUGGAGCCUUCCUCUCAGGACUUUGAUGAGAGUUAAAUGUUUGGGGUCGUUGCUCCUCCCCUCCCCCUCCUUCUAUUAACUCUAGAUAAAUUAGGGCUAAUGGACCCCCCCACACACACACACACCCACACACGCACACACACACACACACACACACUCCUCUGCCACAGAGAGAGAAUGGAUAUUACCUCUAUUCGCUGGUCCCCCUCCGUGCUUCCUUCCAGUUCUCCACACGUCUUUCACCGAUGCCAAGAGAAGCUCCGAACUCCCCGGGGUGGGUUUUGGGGGGUGGGGGGGUCUCCAGGUUGGGAUUGGGUGGGGGUGGGGGGUCUUCAGCCGAGCCCCAGCCGCCGCCAGGCCAACUACUGACCUGCCUCUGUGACCAGGAAGAGUUCCCAGCGGGGGUCUGAGCUGGGAGCUGGUCGCUGAUCUGAGAACGUUUCACUGCCAGCGGUUUAGCUCGGGAUACUCGAGAGGCUAACCGGGUCUCUGAUGAGCGGCGGGGGGGGCCUCCACCCUGAGACCACGUCACUUCAACCCUCCCGACUCGCCUCCUGUUGGUCUGAUGUUGUGUAUUUGUUUAGGGUUUAUUUCUCAGGAGGGUCAAUGCACUGUUAUGGUUUGUCACAGUCGAUCGCAGAUAGAUUUUGCUGCUGUAGUGGACGUCUUCUGUUCUCCAUCCAGGAAGAGUUCUCAUCCACACGUGUUCCCGCUUCCUUACACUUAGUUUGUGGUAGAAGAAGAAGACGGUACUGGUCGACCCGAGUAGAGGCCUCGAGUCGCCUCCUUUCAGGUCAAACAGGUUCGGGAUUUAAACUUUGGUGCCACGUUUUUUUUUUCUUGCCUUAUAAUCAUCACUAUUUAGUAUUUUAUGAUAUUAAUAAUCAACUGCAAAGCUUUUGUUUUGAUUUUCAAGGGGUUGAAUCAUCCUUGUAUGCAGGUUACGUUAGCUUAGCUUAGCAUAGAGACUGGAAACAAAUGGGAAAGCUAGCCUGGAACCCCCCCCCCCUGCAAAACUGCUACUCCGUCUUCUUCGUCUUCUGCUUUUGUACCACUACAACACACGCGUACAACUACAUGUUGCUCUAAUCGGUGCUGGCGGGCGGAUCGAGUGACACGACGAUGACGUCAUGGGUUCGUUUGGUCUGACACGUCGUUUCUUUACAUGGGGACCGAUUCUUUCAAAAUAACAUGGUCAUUAGUUGUUUCUGACAUGAUGCUAAGCUAACAAUCCUCUGACUGUAGCGUCAUUUACUGAACCAUCAUAAAAGCCCCCCCCACUCUCCACCCCCCCUGCGGAGCGAUCCCUUUUUAAAACGACUUGGAGACUGGACUGAACACUACCGAGAGGAAAACCUUUAAUCUUCUGGACUUUUCAAAGCUCCCCUCGCCGGCUCGUUUCUACUUCGGGGGCUUUUUAUUGCCCCCCCCUCCUCCAGUAGAACCGCUAGGCCGGUUUCCACUACUUCUCCACCACAGACGGGUCCGGUGGUUCUGAUCCUCCUUCAAGGUGCUGUCUGCUGGCUGAAUCCACACACGGCAUCAAGCUCCCGGUGUCCUGUGUGUGCACACAUACAUGCAUGUGUAUAUGCACAUAUGUGUGUGGAUUCAGACCUGUGACCUCUAAUGUACGACCUCACCCAUGUUAGCUCAUUACCAUCCACUGGCGAUUCAUUGGCGGAAGUCGUUCGAAUCGCAGCAAACCAAUGACUUCAUGACACAAACCGGGGCUUUCCAGGAAUAUUUCACGCCGUCCGAUUACUUGAUCAGAUUUUAUCGCGUGGACGGAGAGAGCGGAGGUCUCGGUGCCGAGGAUGGAUUAGCAUAUACCUCAUUCCCAGUCCAGCAGCGCUGGAACUUAAAAUGCUAUCGUAUCGACAUUAACCGCUAGAAGAAGCAUUACGUACACUCAAAAGAAGAGAAUCUCACUUCUGUUCUGUAGCUUUCACCUGAUUGAGCCGAUUGCUUAUAGUUUGCUCAUAACUGUGUUCAAAAAAAACAAAAAAAAAAGAGCUGUGAGAUAUAAAAUGUUUUUUUCCUUGGGACCAUUUUGUUUCACUUUAGAACUUGUACAGAUUUAUGGUUUGGUUUGACUUAUUUAUUCCAUCAGUAGUGCUUGGUUUUUAUCAUGUCCAAUGGUUUUUGUUUUCUUAAUAAAAUUCACAAAAGUU